Phaeoacremonium minimum UCRPA7 is the source of this 354-nucleotide messenger RNA. RefSeq lists its product as hypothetical. Lineage: Eukaryota; Fungi; Ascomycota; Sordariomycetes; Togniniales; Togniniaceae. The record is from RefSeq and is a predicted model, not a curated record. The coding region runs from base 1 to 354 and encodes 117 amino acids. The transcript has 2 exons.
AUGAAGGCAUACUACUUUGUUCUCGCCGGCCUUGCCGCCUUGGCUGCUACCUCCCCUGUUACGCCCCGACAGUGCGCUGGUUGCGAGCCCUCAGCCAAGGGUUCCACUACCACCGAUGCCGCCGCCACCAACAACAACACCAAUAGCAACGGCAAUAGCAACGACAUCUCUUUGAAUGUCAGCGGUGCCAGCAGCCCCGGUGGUAGUGCCGGUGGAAAUGGCACCCCUACCGAUGGCGAGGGCGAAGUGAAAGGGUCCUGCAAGGCUUGUAUCGACUUCUGCACAGGACGUGGCGAUGCUAUCGAUGGCAUAUGCAAGGCUAUUGUGUGCGGUGUUGAUUGUAUUCUUAUCUAA